GGGAGGCAGGGAAGGGAAGUUCGUCUCCGACCCAGUGCACUCGCCCCCCAGCAGUGGGGAGUCCCACCCCGGGGCUGCCGGGGGGAAGCAGGUGGCAGGCACCUCUGGCUGCCCCAUGGAUUCCGAUGUGGCCUCCACAUCCAGCAGAGCCUCGUCCCCGGAGCUGGAGGAAGCGGGCAGCCCCCAGCUCCUGUUUGAAGCCUUCUGCCGCGAGCCAGCGGCUCCCCAGCCGGGGCCCGGGGAGCCCAGCCCCCGCGGCGGGGCCGGGGCGAAGCUGCGGGGCGGCAGGAAGGAGCAGUCGGACGAACAGCAGCAGGAGCAGCGGCUGAAGGUGAACAGCCGCGAGCGCCGGCGGAUGCACGACCUGAACCAGGCGCUGGACGGCCUGCGGGACGUGAUGCCCUGCGCGCAGGGCCCCGCGGUGCGCAAGCUCUCCAAGCUCGCCACCCUGCUGCUGGCCCGCAACUACAUCCUCGCGCUGAGCAGCUCCCUGCAGGAGAUGCGGCGGCUGCUGGGCGAGCUCCACCCGCUUCCCCGGGGCCGCCCCGUGCCCGCCUCUCCCUCCGCCUGCUCCGCGGCAGCCGCGCCUGGGUACCUGGGCUUCCGAGCGGCUCCGCCAGAGACUCACCGCGGGGCAGCGGGGCCCCUGGGCCCCUUUUACAGACACUACUCCGGCUCGCCCUGCCUCUGCGCCUUGUGCCGGCCCGGGCCCCAGGAGCUGCCAAGAACCGCAGCCGCCCCGGCCUGCCCAAGGGCGAGCAAGUGACUGGCCCUGGCCACACACGAGACCCUACGCAACGGCUUCCCUAGGGUCAGCGCUGCAGGACUGCUACUGCUCCGACCAGGCGAGGGGGACAGCGCUGUCCUGCCAGUUACAAACCGCGCCAGUCUCCUCCUGAUCAUGUACCUGACACUUAUCCCCACAAGACUCUAGGACAGGGGUUCUCAAACUGGGGCUCCGGACCCCUCAGGGGACCAUGAGGUUAUGACAUGGUCGAGCUGUCAGCCUCCACCCCAAGUCCCGCUCUGCCUCCAGCAUUUAUAAUGGUGUUAAAUAUAUUAAAAAGUGUUUUUAAUGUCUAAGGGGGGGUCGCACUCAGAGGCUUGCUAUGUGAAAGGGGGCACCAGUACAAAACUCUGAGAGCCCCUGCUCUAGGGGUACAUGCUCUGUGGCCAAACCUCCUUGAUAGUUUUUCAUGGGUUGUUUGAUCCCAGCGUCUCCCUCCUGCUGCUUUGCAGGCAGCAGGAAUCCUAAGACACUUCCCAAGGCUGGUGAGAGAAGAGUUUGAUUCAGCUGCCAUUCCGUUGUGACGUGUAGCUUUGCCUUUCUUGAGUAGCUGAUGUGAUGCGUCGUACCUGGAAUUUCAUUUUUACUGA
Molecule: messenger RNA, 1377 nt
Organism: Mauremys reevesii (Reeves's turtle)
Lineage: Eukaryota; Metazoa; Chordata; Testudines; Geoemydidae
Product: oligodendrocyte transcription factor 3-like
Exons: 1
Coding region: 116-766 (216 amino acids)
Molecular function (GO): protein dimerization activity
Source: RefSeq, a predicted model, not a curated record